CGUAGCGACCAUUGCACAAACACAGGACUUCAUGCUCGCUUUACGAAGGACAAUUUCCCCGUGUCACCGCCUCUUCUGGUCGAGAAAUUGCCAUGAAUAAGAAGGGAAUACGCAAAGUGCCCAUCGGUCGUUCAGUCAUCCCACCCCCCCCAGAGAAGGACGGCCGGGUACACUGGGGUCAUGACGAUGUGCUCAGCCUCAUCAACAAGGUCAAGGACCACUGGCCACAGUUCUGCAAUGGGGUGCGGAAGAAAAAGUACAUUUGGAAAGACAUCGCAGCACAGGUGACCCAUGACGGCUUUCCUGUCACAGGGGAUGACUGCGACAGGAAAUGGAGGAAUCUGAAGAUCCGAUACCUGGCUGUACUGGAUAGGCAGAUGUCUGGCGAGAAGACGGGACACAGAAUUGACUAUUUCGACAACAUGCAUGAAUUUCUCAAAGACGAUGCUGAUACUCAGGCCUAUUUUGAAAAUAGACGUGCACAGCAUACUAUACAUGAAUUCAAGACUCACAAUGAUACAGAAGAUGAGGAUUUUUCUGACAUAACUUCAGAUGGUCCAAUGGAGUGGAGUGAUGCUGCUGUGCAGAUGCUGCUUGAUCUUUUACUGGAAUUUAGAGAUUGGUUCACUGACAGAGAAACAGACCGUGAUGAUAACACAAUCUGGGAGACUGUUUCAGAACAAAUGAAACUAGAGGGACACCAAGCAGGAGCACUGCAGUGCAAGCGGAAAUGGGCGAAUUUGGCUCAGGGGUUCCAGCAUCACAAGGCAGCAGUAGAGGCAACUGGAACGCUGCCCUUGUGGCCUUUCUAUACGAGAGUCAGACAUGUGAUGAAGGUUGUGGGCAUGCCAAUACCAGCGGACUUAGAUGGGCCAAAUUCACUGAAGCGGCGUGGGAAAAUGUUGCGCAGCAGUCCAAAAAAGAAGAAGCAGAGAUUCUUCAAGCAAGAAGUGGAAGACAUAGAUGAUGAAUACACAGAUGAACCAAGCGAGGAGAUGCUUGAGAUGAGAGAACCCCCUGUCACCGCUUCAAUGGCUAGUGGGUCCGCCAGGUCACCCAACCUUCUGGACGGUGCUGUUACACCAGGGGAGCUACAGGAGGUUUGUCUCAGACUAGAGCGCCUGGAAGAAAACCUUGCCAUAAGCAGAAGACUUGAACGCCUGGAAGCCCGCCUUGAUGAUGCAGCGCAACAGCGUGAGGCGCAACACCAAACAAAUGCUCUGCUAUCCCAAGUCUUGUCAGAAAUUAGUCGAUUAAGCCGUACCUUAACGAACCGCUUCAGCAGUCAGGCGACAGUACAAGAAUCCACGGACUUAGGGUCGGGAAUCACCAUUGUUGUGCCACACUCACAACACCUUGAAUGAUAGUGGAAUUUUGAGAGAUAAUUUGUACAUAACUAGCGCAUACCCAGAUUGUGAUAUAUUUGUAUUUUCAUUCUAGAAAGAUUAUACAUUUGGUAUUUUUUAUCAGACUUGUUCUUCAUAUAUCUUUGCAGAUUUAUUCCUAUUCUUUGACAUAUAUGUACUCCAAAUCGAUUGGUGAUAAAGAGUUUAAUAAAACAUCAAAAGUUUUAUAAACAUUUCCAUGUACCAUGAAUUUUGUUUAUCCCCAAAAUCGUACUCUGAUUAUGGUGAUAAUUCUAUGAUAUCUGAUGUUCCUAUAAACUGUGAUUGUAUGUAGGAUUUCUUUUUUCGUAUGUAAUAAUGAAGUGGAUGUUAAUUCUACAGUGAUAUUUGAAUUUCUGUCCAAGGAGAAAUACAGACUAUUGAGAUAUCAGGCAUAUUGUUGUGUAAUGCCAAAAAUAUUUUAAGAUCAUGAAUGUGUAAGAAUAUGUACAUGUACUUGUCCAAAUGUUUAUGUAUAUACAUGUGUGUGUGUAUGUGUGAUUGGUAUAUACUGUGUGUAUAGAUGCCCGUAUGGGUGUAUAUGAAGAUUUGUACUGAUGCAAAUGUGUUUGUUAAGAAGGCUAUGCAGGAAUAAAUCACAUGUCAUUUACAUGUAUACAUUCAUUGGAUAGUUGUCAUAUGAAAGACCUUACUUUAAUUACUUUAAUUAAAAAUUUUCAGAUACCUGAGGAUACACAUCUUUGUGUCUCUGAAGAAGACAGCUCUUGGCCUUCCUAUUACUUAGUUAUUAGGAAAUAUUUUGUACAUUGUUUUCCAUUGAUGUUUCAUUUCUAUAUCACAAGGGCAUUUAAUAUUUUUUGCUGUUUUCUAGAAUUUUGAAGAUAAUUUGGUUUGUGUGUGUCUUCGGGGAAUAUUUUAUGCUAUAUAUUUUUCUCUUUGUAUCUUUUUAUAAUGUACUUUCAUACUAAGAAUAACUACUGUUUCAGUUUUUGUUCAUCAGUCCAAAGCAGGAAAAUACUUUACAUUUUAUUUGUUUACAAAGACCUAUAAUUUUAAUAAUGUCAAUUUAUUUAUUGAAUUUUUUUGCUGUAUCAACAUCUAAGGUCAUUAGUGUUGUACUCAAAAUAUAGUGACAGGGUGAGGCUUGGAGAAGCCCCCAGGUAAGGAAAGGUCAUACAGCAUUAUGACAAAGCAUUGUGGCGAAAAGCUUAAAAACAUAGAGCACUGUAGGUUAGUAUGGUAGUGAAAAAUGAAACCAAGUAUGAAGGCCAUUUAAGACUGACUGUGCAAUUCUCACACUUUAGGAUGUAGAGACAAGAAGGGGAUGAAGAAAAGGAAAAGGAAGAGGAGAGAAGGAAAGACUAUGCAAACUUGAGGCGAGGGCUAAGGCCCAAGGCAGGGAAAAUCCAAAGCAUUAGGUCCCAGUUUCUAUCUCAUAAUUUUGCAUGCUUUUUUCUUCUCUUCAUCCCUUUCUUGUGUGUGCAUCCCAAAGUGUGAGAGCUGUGCUGAAAGGAUGAAAGGCUGGCUUUGAGUCAGUGCUUGAAUGGCCUUGGUACUCCAUUUGCUCUUCCCUCUUUACCCUUUUCAUUACUAUACUAAUCUAUAGCACCCUAAAACCUUUGACAUUUUACACAUUUUGUUCUAAUUAUCAAUCAUUUUUUUGCCACAAUACUUUGUCAGAAUGCUGUAGGGCCUUUCCUUACCUGGUGGCUUUGCCCCUAAGCUUUGCCCUAUUGCUAUAUUUUGUAUAUGCUGCUAAUGACCUUAGAUUUUGACUUGGCAGAAAAAUUUUAAUAAAUAAAAUAAGGAGCUGUCCCACAGCAACAAUUGGCAUGGGCUAAGAGGGGGGGGGGUUAUGUAUACAAUUCAAAAUGCAGCUUUUCAAGUCUUCUUUAAUAUUUCAUAUUUUGUUUGACUGUUUACUUUACUUGUUUUUUUCCUGUAAAUUCUUUUAUGUUGACUUUUUA
Penaeus vannamei (Pacific white shrimp) is the source of this 3313-nucleotide messenger RNA. RefSeq lists its product as uncharacterized. The record is from RefSeq and is a predicted model, not a curated record. NCBI's taxonomy places the organism in Eukaryota, Metazoa, Arthropoda, Malacostraca, Decapoda, Penaeidae.